Messenger RNA from Kwoniella mangroviensis CBS 8507, 420 nucleotides. RefSeq lists its product as uncharacterized. The record is from RefSeq and is a predicted model, not a curated record. The transcript has a single exon. NCBI's taxonomy places the organism in Eukaryota, Fungi, Basidiomycota, Tremellomycetes, Tremellales, Cryptococcaceae. The coding region runs from base 1 to 420 and encodes 139 amino acids.
AUGAGCGUAUCAACACCAUCAGGGUUACCUGCAUACGGCUCCCUCUAUAAAGAUUUCGACAGUAUUGUUGAAGUGGAGUGGCAAGAUUGUAAAACCAUCGAAAAGCUUAAAGAGCCCGCAGAUCGCUCAAGGGGCGGCGAUCCUUCUAUAUCCAUCAGAAGUUAUACCAUAGGGGAUAUUCGGAUCCAUUCAAUCCGCUCCACAAGUGAAGAUGCAAAUUUGCACGACACUCGACCGGAAUACCAGAAGAGGGAAAGUCCAGAGGAGAUUGAAUUCUUAAAUCAAUAUAUCACUGGAAACAUCAAUUCUAAUCUCAUCAAAUCCGAAGAAGAUCACCAAGGAGGCGGAUAUAGAGAUUUCCAUAUAGUACCUGGAUCAGAAAUCUCAAACUCCUACAACAAGAAAGAAGAGCAUCCUUAA